Molecule: messenger RNA, 1056 nt
Organism: Ramularia collo-cygni
Lineage: Eukaryota; Fungi; Ascomycota; Dothideomycetes; Mycosphaerellales; Mycosphaerellaceae
Exons: 3
Coding region: 1-1056 (351 amino acids)
Cellular component (GO): fungal-type vacuole membrane
Source: RefSeq, a predicted model, not a curated record
AUGGCAGAAAAGACAGCAACGCGCGAUUCGGCGGUGGAGAAUGGCGAUGGAUCCUUCUCCAGCACCACCAAGACCCGACAGACCAAAGGCCAAAAAGCCAAGGCGCAUUGCGGAAGAUUCUGGUGGAUCUAUCUCAUCGCCCUCGUCAUUGUGGUGCUCGUGGUCGUUUUGCCAAUAAUCUUCGUCGCCUACCCCAAACUCGCACGGGAGGGCGUCGCAAAUUCAGAAUUAGUUCCCACCCGCGAAGCCUUUCUCAACCCAGCUCCGGAUUCGUUUGACUUGGAAUUGGACACCAUUCUCCUCUCGGAUUCGAAAUUCCAUCCUACUUUGGAUCCCUUCAAUGGAUCUCUCUACUUGGACGGUAGCGAGUCGCCGUUUGCAUACAUCAAUGUCCCGGAAAUCAAAGCAAAGAACGGAACCGUGGCGCAUGUGGCGCAGAGAGUCCAGGUUGCCGAUCAGAUGCAGUUUCAAAACUACUGCAUCACAGCGCUGAGCAGUGAGACGUACACGUUGAGAUUGAAGGGCAAGGGAAGCUUGAAGCAGGGUUCCCUUCAAUCCGUCAGUGUCAACUACGACCAGCCUGUGGAGUCGAAAGGUCUCAACGGCUUCAAAGGCCUAGCAAUCACCUCCUUCUUCCUCCAAUCCUCAGGUCUCCCCGCAGGAUUCAACGCCAACGGCACAGUCCUCGUUCCCAACCCCUCCGUCUUGACCCUCGCAGUCGGCGACGCUUCCUUCAAAAUCUCCGUGGACGGCACAGCCAUUGCCAACGCCACCAUCCCGGAUCUAACUCUCACCCCUGGAAAUAACACCUACCCCAUCAACGUCCAGAGCGACAUCAUGGCCGUGACGGGAAUUUUGUCGGAUCCGAGAUUUCAGUGUGGAAUGCUACCCGUUGAUAUCAUUGGCGUGGAGAGUAUUUAUGAUGGAAAACUUUUGCCGUAUUUCACAGCUGCUUUGAAGCAGAAUUCCGUGAGGACCAUGCUCGAUAUCGUUCCCGCGCUGGAGAAGCAGGGUUUGGGAGAGUUGGUGCAGGGGAAGGAGUGUGUCGCCUCAUAG